AUGGCUACCACCAAAGCCAUCGUUGUGGUGCAGUUGAAGGUUGCAGCGGUCCGCGACGUGCUCAUGCCUAUAGUGCAUGACGACUGGGUGCUCGUCAAAGUUAAAGCGGUUGGCAUCAACCCCACCGACUGGAAGCACAUCAGUUAUGGAGCUGCGGAUAUCGGGUGCAGGGUGGGAUGCGAUUACGCCGGCGUUGUGGAGGAGGUUGGGAGUAAAGUCUCCAACUUCGUAAAAGGUGAUCGUAUCACGGGCUGGAUUCAUGGCUCAAAUCGAGCCAACCAUGAAUCGGGAGCAUUUGCCGAGUAUGCCAUUGCAAAGGCUUCCGUCCAGAGGAAAAUUCCCGACAAUUUGAGCUUUGAAGAAGCGGCAACCUUGGGGGUUGCCAUCAUGACCGUUGGACAAGGCAUGUAUAAGAACCUCCAACUGCCAUUGCCCACGGAGCCAUGCAAAGAAGCCUUUCCUCUUCUCAUCUACGGCGGGAGCACCGCGACAGGCAUGGCCGGCAUCCAGUUCGCCAAGCUCUCCGGCCUAACCGUCAUUACGACCUGCUCCCCUCGCAACUUUGACUUGGUGAAACGCCUAGGGGCCGAUGCCGUCUUCGACUACAAGUCCCCAACCUGCGCCGCGGAGAUCAAACUGCUGACCAAAAACCGCCUGACGCAUGCAUAG
Molecule: messenger RNA, 669 nt
Organism: Penicillium egyptiacum
Lineage: Eukaryota; Fungi; Ascomycota; Eurotiomycetes; Eurotiales; Aspergillaceae
Source: the annotation of a GenBank genome assembly